CCAUCCAUCCAUCUGUAUGAACGGACGUUCUUGUUCUUGUUCGUCACUUGGAGCUGAUUAGACUUUUAUCAUUCACGUCUUUCUACAACAGGAUUUCAUUCGUUUGCGUAAAAUACAACUAACUAUUAUCGCUCUGACCUUUUUUUUAUUGCACCCCGUUGUUGCCCUGACCUGAUUAUUCCUUUAAGUUAACCCCCGCACUGCCGAGGGUCUUCUCAUGGCCUGUCAUGUGACCGACCUUAGACUCAGGCAAAGUGAAUCGAACGCUCCUUCCUCUCGGCGCAGAGGAAAGGAGAUGCAGCCGAAUUCUGCCCACGGUAACGAUUCGGUUCACGGUGCCUGUGGCCCCGGUGAUGAUGUCAUCAGACACCGUCGGACUCGGAGUUAAAGGAGUCUCCGACGACACUGAGUGAGUGGCGGGGAGUGUGUGUACGGUCUGCCUCAGUUUCCAGAAAACUCCUACAAAAUGACAGAGGAAGACGUGAAGAGACUGAUUGAGUUCAGGGCGUCCAAUGAAGUUCUGUUCACUGGGAAAAGAAACUCGGCCAAGAUCGCCUGGAGCACCAUCCUCAAAGGUCUGGGUCUGGAGGGGAAACUGACUGCAGACCAGAUCUCCAAGAAGUGGGACAACCUGAGAACAAAGUACAAGGACCUGAAGCAGCCAUACCAGGAUCAGGAGAACCUUGGUGCUGUGGUCGAGUCCUGGCCCUGGUUCCACAUCAUGGACAAGGCCAUGCAGGGGCGACUCUACAACAGCAAUUUGGUUCUGAGCCCAGAGAACAACAACAUCAGCAUCCCCCUCACUGGUCACCGUGGCAACACUCCAACCAGCCGGAACCAGGACAACACGGACAUCUUGGAGUUUCUCAUCAAGACGGAGAUGGAGGAGUCGGUCGCUGCAGAGGUGGCGGAGGACGAAGGGGUGUCCCACGUCGAGGCGCCUCCCAUUGAGGGAGUGCCCCUCAUGGGUUGGAGGAGGAUGAGCGAGUGCUCCUAUAAAAUGACGGAACCAGAGACGGAGCAAAUGAUCAAACUCCGGGCCGCCAACGAGGCGCUCUUCACUGGCAGGAAACACUCGGCUAAACCCGCCUGGAGAGCCAUCCUCUAUGAACUGGGUCUUCAGGGCAAACUGACCACGGAUCAGUUGGCCAAGAAGUGGGACAAUCUAAAGAGGAGAUACAAGGAGCUCAAGUUUCCUGCUCGAGGCACGGAGACCAACCCCAGCUCCUGGCCCUGGUUCUAUCGAAUGAACGAAGCCAUGGAGGGACGUCUGGCCGGGGCCGCACCCAUCCUCACCCCCAUUGUGGAGGACGAGGAUGAAGACUGCGAGUCUCUGUCCCCCACACCAAAGAAAAGAGCCCGGAGGAGCCGAGGAGGGAUGGCUGAGUUCCUGACAGAGUCUGAGAUAGACCUGCUGGUGGAUCAUGAGGACAAGAACGGUUCCUCAGCUUUGGGGGAGCUGCAGAAGAUGACGGAGUUCACCUACAAAUUGACAGAAGACGACACACGGCGACUGAUUGAGUUAAGAGCUGCUAAUGAGUCUUUGUUCACUGGGAGGAGAAACACAGCCAAACCUGCCUGGAGAGGAAUAGUCAAGGAGUUGGGUCUAACGGGGAAGAUAACACCUGACCAGGUGUCCAAGAAGUGGGACAACUUGAAGACCAAGUUCAAGGACCUGAAGUUCCCACCUCGAGGGAUGGAGAACCAGACCAACCCGGCGUCCUGGCCCUGGUUCCAUCUGAUGAACGACGCCCUGGAGGGACGUCUGGUAGACAAGGCUCCCAAAGUGACUCCUGUCUGGAGCAACGAGGAGGACGCUGUCUUUGGCCCCUCUUGUCCUGCUGCUGCUCCUGCUCCUCCUGCAGACAGAGACUGUCUAAUGGCAGACAGUGUGUCGGAGCUGGAGAGCAUGGUGGAAGGAGACCACGGCGAGAGCGACGCCAACAUCACCUACAUCGACGCCAGUGGAGAGGAGUGUUUGACCCCCACUGAUCUGUCCUACAAGAUGACGGACCAGGACACUCGGAGGAUGAUCAAACUACGGGCCUCCAACGAGGCCUUGUUCACCGGGAAGAGGAACGCUGCCAAAGGUGCCUGGAGAGCCAUCCUGAAGGAGCUGGGUCUGCAGGGCAAAGUGUCAACCAAUCAGAUCUCAAAGAAAUGGGACAACCUGAAAAGAAGGUUCAAGGACCUGAAGUAUCCUCCUGUAGGGAUGGAAAGUGUGGCAGACAGCGCCUCCUCCUGGCCGUGGUUCCACCUUAUGAAUGAAGCGAUGGAGGGUCGUCUGAGCAACAGCGCCCCCCUCCUCACCCCAGUCACUCAAGAGGACGAUCAGUUCCCAGACCCCGCUCCACGACACAGGCUCCGCCUCAGCCACCCUCCUGCUCCCCCUCCGCCGGCUCCUCCGUCCACAGAUUACGUACAGGAGGCGUUCUGUGACACCUCUGUGGAGCAGAACCAGCGGGGCCCGGAGGCGUGUGGGUGUGAGGGUCAACUGGGAGGACUGGAGCGGGAGUGGGAGCUGGUGGAGAGGGAGAGGACCACGUUGGAGAGGGAGAGGGAGUUGGUCGAGAGGGAGCGGGCGUCACUGGAGCGGGAGCGGGCGACCAUUCAGGGAGAGCGACUGUGGUUGGAGCGGGAGAGGGCGACCCUGGAGCGGGACCGAGCCAUGGUGGAGCAGGAGCGGGCGGCGCUGUCCAGAGACAGGGAGGUCCUGGACCAGAGGGCCAUGAUGCUGAACUCAGUAGGACACUCCACACACCUGAACGGUCUCAUGUAGACCUGGACCUCCAGUGGACGUGAAUUGCCCUCGUAGACCUGAAGAUCAGCUGGUGGUCAGUUGGGGGGGUGUGGACCUGCAAUCUGGACCCGGACGAGAAGGACAGCAUGGAAUUAAGAGGAGGCGCAGAUCUGCUGGACAGCUUUGUUUGGAGGCUGGUUCUUGUUUGUCCACAGGACGGACCAUGUGUGGACCGGUCCAUGAGGACAGCGUGUGGUUCUGUCGUGGGACCAUGUGAAGGAGCAAGGUUUUGAGUUCAGACUAUGACCUUUUUUAAAUUCUGUUUGAAUUCUGUUCAGACACAGAGCUCCCCCAGUGGUGAUGUUUUUAAAGCACAUAUACGUGGAGUGGUUCUGAGGUCCGGACCUCCUCCACACUUUCAUACAAGCUGGGGUUCGAGGCCCUGAGAUUUGUCCACUGUUGUUUUCCACUAAGACACAGCCAAAUAAAAUAAAGAGCAGGAAGAGUCCCAGAACCAGA
Molecule: messenger RNA, 3259 nt
Organism: Cynoglossus semilaevis (tongue sole)
Lineage: Eukaryota; Metazoa; Chordata; Actinopteri; Pleuronectiformes; Cynoglossidae
Exons: 14
Coding region: 467-2779 (770 amino acids)
Cellular component (GO): cytoskeleton
Source: RefSeq, a predicted model, not a curated record